AUGGAAAAAAAUAAUUAUUAUGAUGAGAAUAUAGAGUUGAGUGAUAGUGAAGAUGUGUUUGAUUUUCAAGUGUUAGAAGAUAUUGUGGAAGACAAUGUUGAUUAUAAUUCUGACACUUCAAGUAGUGGUUCCGAAAUUAUACUACCAAAGAGACGACGAAUGAUAGUUAUUGAAAAUGAAAGCGAAGAGUCGCUGGAAGACUUAGAUGAAUGGCGCGAUGUCACGGAAGAAUUAGAUAUUCCGGAUAGAAUACAUUUUAGCGUAUCGCCAAAGGUCAUUGGACCACAAAUUCCUACAAAUAUUGUACAGCCGAUACAAUAUUUUAAAUUAUUUUUUACAAACGAACUGGUAAAUGAAAUUAUAAAAGAAACCAAUUACGCAGAAAAUGUUCUAAAGAAUAAAGAAAUAUUUAGUAAUUCUAUUUGGCAAACGUGGCGUGCGGUGGAAGAGGAUGAGUUUUGGGCUUUUAUUGGAGUUAUUAUAAAUAUGGGUACGAUACCCCCGGCGAAUAUGCAGGAAUACUGGUCAGUUAAGGAGAAUAGUCGCAUCUCUUUCUUUAGCAAAAUAUUUACAAGAAAGAGAUUCAUGCAGAUAUUCUGGAUGUUGCACUUAAAAACACUGGAUCCUGCGAAAAAUGAUAUUAGAACACGUAUUCAACGAGCAUCUAAUUUUUUGGAAUAUAUAAACUCAAGAUUUUCAGACUAUUUUAUACCUGGAGAAAAUAUAUGCGUUGACGAAUCUGUAGUUAAAUUUAAAGGAAAGAUAAGCUUCAUCACAUACAAUCCCAAUAAACCUACCAAGUGGGGCAUUCGAAUAUACGUUCUAGCAGAUUCCGAAACUGGAUAUGUGUAUAGCAUUCUUCCAUAUUAUGGAAGUAUCACUUCCGAAAAUCUGCCAAGGCGAAAUUUACUGGUCAGCACCAGAAUUACCCUGCAUCUGUACCAACAAUUAUUAGAUCGGGUACCUACCGCAGAAGGAUAUCAUAUGCAUACCGACAGGUAUUACAUUAGUAUACCCUUAGCUGAAGAAUUAAGAAAAAUGAAAUGCCACUUGACCGGUACCAUACAAACAAACAGAAAAGGUGUUCCAACAAGUCUGAAGAAACCAAAAUUAAGAGAAAAAAAAACUGUCGCAUACAAACGAGGAAAUACAAUGCUCUUAGCUUGGAGGGAUAAGAGAAUAGUAACGUUAUUGAGUAACUGGCAUAAUGUUGGAAUGAUAACCACUAAUAGAUUUAUUCGAGGUGGUACAAACGAAGUAAUCGAAAAGACAAGUAUAGCUGUCGGGUACACAAAGUCGAUGGGUGGUGUUGAUCGGGCUGAUCAAUACGCCUCCAGUUAUUGCUUUUUGAGGAUGUCACUUAAGUGGUGGCGGAAACUAUUCUUUUGGGGAAUGGAGAUGUCAAUAAUUAAUUCAUACAUCUUGUAUAAAACUGUACAGCACAAUAAAAAUGAGAAAGCACUGACGCAUUUAAAGUACAGGAAAAUUUUAGUCGAUCAACUCGUAGGAGAUUUUCGUCAGGAGAGAACAAGAGUUUGUACAUCAAUUUCUGAAAUCAGACUACGGAAAACUGUACAUAAUGAGGAAAGGUCCAAAGAGGGACUGUGUUGUGUGCUCUACAAGGAAACAAAGGGAUGGCAGACGUCAAACAAGUGA
Messenger RNA from Cataglyphis hispanica, 1656 nucleotides. RefSeq names its product piggyBac transposable element-derived protein 4-like. The record is from RefSeq and is a predicted model, not a curated record. The coding region runs from base 1 to 1656 and encodes 551 amino acids. Lineage: Eukaryota; Metazoa; Arthropoda; Insecta; Hymenoptera; Formicidae. The transcript has a single exon.